Messenger RNA from Funneliformis caledonium, 195 nucleotides. Lineage: Eukaryota; Fungi; Glomeromycota; Glomeromycetes; Glomerales; Glomeraceae. The record is from the annotation of a GenBank genome assembly.
AUGAUCGGAAGUGCUAAAUUUGCGACUAUUUUCGCUGGUAUUUUAACCUUUUUGGGCGCUAUUGGACCCACUUUAAUCACCGCUUCACCGAUGCCUAAUCCCAUUCAUGCUUCUCGAGAUGAUUCACAUUUAAUAGCUCGUGAUUCAUUGGAUAAACGCGCUAAAAUCGUUGGCUCUGAUUGCGUUGUAAUCUAA